Messenger RNA from Durotheca rogersii, 894 nucleotides. Its product is annotated as ribonuclease T2. NCBI's taxonomy places the organism in Eukaryota, Fungi, Ascomycota, Sordariomycetes, Xylariales, Xylariaceae. Gene Ontology annotation, cellular component: extracellular region. Gene Ontology annotation, biological process: RNA catabolic process. Gene Ontology annotation, molecular function: ribonuclease T2 activity; RNA binding. The transcript is spliced from 3 exons. Bases 1 to 894 code for a protein of 297 amino acids. The record is from RefSeq and is a predicted model, not a curated record.
AUGGCGCCGUCCGCCUCGCUUCGCUCCGCAUUCACGUAUGCGACAAACUUCGUCUCUCAAUUCCCUCUCGGCUUCCCCAGCUUGUCGAACCCCUUCUCGCUCUCCGGCCCGCAGGCCCCCAUCGCCGCCGACCGCCCCGUCACCCCGUACGACCCCUUCACCGGCUCGCCGUCCUGCCCUCUCGACGGCCCCGCGAGUUGUCAUAACACUACACAGGCCGAUUCGUGCUGCUUCGUCUAUCCCGGCGGGCGCCUGCUGCUCACGCAGUUCUGGGAUGAUAAGAUCCACGUUGGCGGGAGCGAAGACGACUGGACACUUCACGGGCUAUGGCCGGACCUCUGCGACGGGUCCUACGACCAGUACUGCGGCAUGACGCCGCGCGUCGACAACAUCACCGGAGUGCUGGAACAGUACGGCCAGCAAGAACUGGUCGCUGACAUGAACCGAUACUGGGUCGCUAAUUACGGCACAAACGAGCACUUGUGGGCGCACGAAUACAACAAGCACGCCAGCUGCAUCAACACGCUGGCGCCGAGCUGCUACGGGGAGGGCUACGCGCAGGGCGUCGAGGUGGUGGACUACUUCAGCCGCGCGUUCGGGCUGUUCAAGAUGCUGGACACGUACCGGGCGCUGCAGAACGCCGGGAUCGAGCCCAGCUACCAGCAGACGUACCCGCUCGCCAAGAUGCAGGCCGCGCUCGAGAAGUUCAGCGGCGGCCGCGUCGUCCUCCGCUGCUCCGGCCGCCACCGCAACGUCCUCCACGAGGCCUGGUACGUCUACUUCGUCAAGGGCAGCCUCCAGAGCGGCCUCUUCGUCCCCGCCCAGGACUCCUUCAAGGGCGACAGCAGCAACUGCGCCGCCCAGGUGAGGUACCUGCCCAAACGCAGACGGUAA